UAGUAAUCAACAUGUCUGGUCGCGGUAAAGGAGGUAAAGGCCUCGGAAAAGGAGGCGCCAAGCGUCACCGAAAGAUCCUUCGGGAUAACAUCCAAGGUAUCACUAAACCAGCCAUCCGUCGUCUUGCUCGCCGUGGUGGAGUCAAGCGUAUCUCUGGUUUGAUCUACGAGGAGACUCGUGGUGUUCUCAAAGUUUUCCUUGAGAACGUGAUCCGUGAUGCUGUGACAUACACCGAGCACGCCAAGAGGAAGACUGUGACAGCCAUGGAUGUGGUGUACGCUCUGAAGAGACAAGGCCGCACUCUCGAAAUUCCUUGUAAAAUCAUGGCUCCCAAAGUUGCAGGAAAGAAAGGCGAGAAGAAAGCCGGUAAGGCAAAGGCUAUUGCUGCUGAUGGAAAGAAGAAGAGAAGAGGAAAGAGAAAGGAAAGCUAUGCUAUCUACAUCUACAAAGUGUUGAAGCAAGUUCACCCCGACACUGGUAUCUCCAGCAAAGCCAUGGGCAUCAUGAACUCGUUCGUCAACGACAUCUUUGAGCGCAUCGCCACCGAAGCCUCCCGUCUGGCUCACUACAACAAGAAAUCGACCAUUAGCUCGCGCGAGAUCCAGACCGCCAUCAGGCUGCUUCUGCCCGGUGAACUGGCCAAACACGCCGUCAGCGAAGGAACCAAGGCUGUGACCAAGUACACCAGCAGCAAGUAAACUCACUUUGUGGGUUUCCCGCCAAAAAAAACAAACGGCUCUUUUAGGAGCCACCAAAUGUUAUAAAAGUCUGGUCAACGUACCACAAAAAUCCGAACUUAAUCGACGGACUUUAUGUUCGCAUUUUUCCCGCUGAAUAAAAAAAAUAAUUAUCUAUCACAGAAAUUAAAGGUAGCUAGCAGUUGAGAUUCAAUCGCCAAUGAGUAAAAUUCAAGUUCAGAGCUUUACUAACAUAAUUUUCUCUGGGUGAGAUUUAGUUUACUUCUCUAACUUCAUGUUUGAUUUCAAACUGAAUUAGUCGUAAAAUUUUUAUAAAGCUUGUUUGAAAUG
Molecule: messenger RNA, 1028 nt
Organism: Stylophora pistillata
Lineage: Eukaryota; Metazoa; Cnidaria; Anthozoa; Scleractinia; Pocilloporidae
Product: histone H2B.1 pseudogene
Source: RefSeq, a predicted model, not a curated record